AUAUGCAAUUUGCUCCUACUUGUAUCGUACACUUAUAUAUACAUGACUUUGUAUGUACUGUGGUGUACCCUGUUUCAUUGAUAACUUAUGUGCCUGGUAUUAAAGUGCCACUGUGGAUCGAAGAACCAAUUAGAAGUCAAGGAAUAUGAAAAACCUGAUAUUACAAGGAAAUUCAAAAGGUUGAGCAGAUAAGAAAGCUGUACAGAAAACUGUUAAAGAUUGAAAAAAAAAGAAAAGGCAAAAGACAUUGUUAAUGGGAGACGAAUGCGUGAUACCGGUAAUUGCUGUCUUAUUUCUAUCAGGAGGAAUAUUGAUCUCAAAUUGGAUUAAUGCGCCACAUGAAAUAAAAGACCAGACUGAUAACAGUGAAGAUAUGUUAAUCAUGAGACAAGAACUCCAACAAUGUAAAGCUAGCAUGACACAGAUGGCGCAAGAUUUCAUUAGCUUACAGGACAAUUUCACACAAAUACAAGAAAAGGUCGGAAACUUAUCGAAGGUUUUAAAUGUUUCUGUUGAAAAUGCUAGAGAUAAUUUCCUCCAUUUGAAAAGAGACAUGAAGAUCUUGAAUGGAAUGCAAGACAUCCAAGAGCACAGAUAUAUAACAUAUUCUGAAACAGUCGUUCUUCUACUGGCGGUGUUGACCAUAUGGACAUUGAUACUUUUUCUGAUAGCAUAUACGUUUUUUCCAUUGAGAAAUGGUUUUUAUGGUAGUCAAGGAAGCAAUCAUGAUGAUCCUCACGAUACAAACGAAAGUCUGUGUGCACAGGUUCCAGUUCAAGCUCCGAUUAAGCAAAAAAGAUGGACUAGUGAGUUGGAAGAAUCUAUUUGUAUUCUUAGUUUCCAUGAAGAAACACAGGAUUUACAUCAUAGAAUAAUCACAUCAGUAUUUCAGGAGGAAGAAGUUGAAAUAAAGCCAUUCCUACUGGAAACAACUGAUCCAGAUGUAUUAGAUAAUAUACCAAGAUGCCAAUUCGUCUUUGUGUUUGUUGAUUUUAAUGAGACCAAUGUUAUUCUUGAAAACCCAGGUGCUAAGAGAUCAGAUACUGUCCAGGCAUGUAUGGAUAUGAGAGCUGAUGUAUUUGUUAUAUAUACAAGAGAUAGAGGUUCUAGUUAUUUAGGAGAUGGCAUCCUGUACAAUAAGGACUUGUCAGCCUUUACAGGACAUUUUCUAUUGAAAGAACUCACGGCUAAACACAGAGGACUAAGCGUAUAUGAUACAUUUACACAAUACCAGAAAAGUCACAUCAGGAAAAUUGUACUAGAGAAAUGACAAUAUAUUCUCUCUAUAAUAAAAAAAAACCCAUCUUAAC
Mytilus trossulus (common blue mussel) is the source of this 1310-nucleotide messenger RNA. RefSeq lists its product as uncharacterized. The record is from RefSeq and is a predicted model, not a curated record. The transcript has 6 exons. The coding region runs from base 254 to 1270 and encodes 338 amino acids. Lineage: Eukaryota; Metazoa; Mollusca; Bivalvia; Mytilida; Mytilidae.